AGGAGAGGGACGCGCGGGUCCCGCCAGCCAGAGCGCGCAGCUCCCUUGCCUGCAGCCGGGGCUUCCCCUGCGUCCUUGUCUGGUGCUGGCCGAGCAGGCCUGGCAGAGGGCGCUGCCCCUCCCUGGGAGCCGCUGGAGGAGGAUGCGCUCAGAGCCGCGCCAUGGGGAGCUCGGUGAGGAAGGGCAAAGCGGUGCUGCCGGCAGAACAGGCUGCCCGCCCCAGCAGGGAGCAGCCCCACCGAGCAGCAACAGAAGAUUAUCACCAUGAAGCUCAGAAUGCAAACAAUGGACAAGCCAUUACAGCUUCCUGCAAAAAUAAAGAUACAGACCUGCAGUUUAAAAUACAGGCCUACAUAGAUAAAAACACUGUUAUGAUCUUCAGUAACACAGCGUGCAGUCUCUCUGCUAAGGUGAAGGAGCUGUUCAAAUCCAUGAGUGUUCCCUACUGUUCACUUGAACUAGACCAGACAGAGGAUGGGCAGAAGCUGCAAGACGUACUGUAUGAACUAACCAUGGAAACUUCAGUACCAAUUGUAUUUGUGCAACAGAAGCAAAUAGGAGAUUAUGACAAAACUUUAAAGGCACAUAAGGAAGGAAAGAUUCAAAAACUACUUGAAACAAAGGGAGAUGAUCACGUGCAGGAUUCCUAUGACUAUGAUCUCAUUGUCAUUGGAGGGGGUUCUGGAGGUCUGGCUGCUUCCAAGGAGGCUGCCAAGUAUGGCAAGAAAGUGCUGGUGCUGGACUACGUUACUCCUACUCCUCAGGGAACUAGAUGGGGUCUUGGAGGGACAUGUGUAAAUGUGGGUUGUAUACCUAAAAAACUGAUGCACCAGGCAGCUUUGCUAGGACAAGCCUUACAAGAUUCACGCAAGUUUGGAUGGCAGUUUGAGGAGAAAGCAGUCAAACACAGCUGGGAGACGAUGACAGAAGCUGUUCAGAAUUACAUUGGCUCUCUCAACUGGGGCUACAGAGUGUCUUUGAGAGAGAAGAAGGUCACAUAUGAGAAUGCUUUUGGAGAAUUUGUUGGGCCGCACACAAUUAAGGCAACAAAUAACAAAGGAAAAGAGAAAUUUUACACAGCAGAGAAAUUUCUGAUUGCCACUGGUGAAAGGCCGCGCUACCUGGGUGUCCCUGGAGACAAGGAAUACUGCAUUAGCAGUGAUGAUCUCUUCUCUCUGCCUUAUUGUCCAGGGAAGACCCUGGUGGUCGGAGCUUCCUACGUUGCCCUUGAAUGUGCUGGAUUUCUUGCAGGUCUUGGUUUGGAUGUAACUGUAAUGGUACGAUCCAUCCUUUUAAGAGGAUUUGAUCAGGAAAUGGCAAACAAAAUUGGGGAACAUAUGGAAGAACAUGGAGUCAAGUUUAUUAAAGAGUUUGUGCCAACUAAGGUCGAACGGAUUGAGGAAGGAACUCCUGGCAAAUUGAAAGUCAUAGCCCAGUCCACAGACGGCAGGGAAAUAAUUGAAGGGGAAUACAACACUGUGUUGUUAGCAGUAGGAAGGGAUGCAUGCACAAGAACAAUCGGUUUAGACAAAGUCGGAGUGAAGAUCAAUGAAAGAUCAGGAAAAAUUCCUGUCAGUGAUGAGGAACAAACUAAUGUGCCUUAUAUUUAUGCCAUUGGAGAUGUGUUGGAGGGCAAGCUGGAGCUCACACCAGUGGCAAUCCAAGCAGGUAGAUUGUUGGCUCGAAGGCUUUAUGCUGGAGAAACCUUAAAGUGCGACUAUGUGAAUGUUCCAACCACAGUGUUCACUCCACUGGAAUACGGAGCCUGUGGAUUCUCAGAAGAGACAGCGUUGGAGAAGUUUGGGGAGGAAAAUAUUGAGGUUUACCAUAGUUAUUUCUGGCCACUGGAGUGGACUGUCCCAUCUAGAGACAACAACAAAUGCUAUGCAAAGAUAAUCUGCAAUAUUCAAGAUAAUGAUCGAGUUAUCGGUUUCCAUGUGCUUGGUCCAAAUGCUGGAGAAGUUACCCAGGGUUUUUCAGCAGCCAUCAAAUGUGGACUGACAAAAGCGCAGUUGGACAACACAAUAGGAAUUCAUCCAGUUUGUGCAGAGAUAUUCACCACGCUGUCAGUGACUAAGCGUUCUGGUGGAAAUAUCCUUCAGUCUGGCUGCUGAGGUUAAUCACCCCCAUUGUUGUUGCGUUUGCCAGAGACUGACUUUCAUCACCACGGCUGACUUGUGCAAGGCAGAAGAAGACAUUUCCAAACAAGCUGUCCUCAUCAUCCUCGGCAGCAGUGGGCACCCCCUUGACCAAAGCAUUCACUUAACUGAAUGGGAAAAGCACAUUGGGAUUUGUUAGUCACUCGUGAUGAUUGGAUGGCAAUCGACAAAACAGUGGGAGUAUUUAACAUCAAGCUGCUGCAUGGCAAGGCAUCUACAGGAUGCUUCCAUGAUGUCGCAGCCUAAACCCAGUAUUUUCUGGUAGGCAGCGAUGGAAGAACUGCUGGCACAGUUUGAGAAUAACCCUUUUCUCCUAAAUGAAGAGCUUCCUAACUUAAAUGUGUAACCACAAGUAUUGAUAGUUCUAUGGUAUCUCCAUGUACUGCAUUAUAAAACAGUAUGAUGGUGACUCUUCCUCAGUGAGCCUGCAUAUCAUCAGAUCACAGUAAUGCAGCAGGUAAAGUAUGAGUAUAGAGGGGUGAUCUUAUCUCAUGUUUCAUUCUGAGUCGCAAAAUAGCCUGUCACGUACUUUUAGCCAUAAUUAGCAAUAUCCAGCAUAGCAAGUCUUUUUUGGCUUCCAAAAAUCCUAAAACCAAAAUUAAUCCCUCAUAGUUUCUUAUUCUAGAGAUGAAUACUUGUUACCACGGUUGCCCCUUGUACUAGCCUCUGAGAAAGGAAAAUGUUUAUCUUGAAUAGGCCUUGUCUACAUGGGAAAGCUUUUUUUGUGCGUGGUGGUGGGGAGAUCUUUAGUUUUUUGGCAUAAACUGCCUUCCAUCCAGACUGAAAUGAUCUUUUGGGGCAUUAUCUUGCAUCUUAUCCUUCUGUAAUUAACCCACUUUGGAAGUGACAUAAUUCUGUUUUGGAAUGUGUUAUACCGCUGUAAGAUUGGUGUGAACAUAUCCCCAUUUUGAAAUAGCUAUAUCGCAUCAGGUAGUCCUCUCACUGCUAUCAGACACUGCAUUACUUCAUAUCUGGAUUGGCUUGUCCGGUUACGUGUGCACUCUCCACUAGAGCUGGGACCAAAACUUCUUUUUUGUCCAAAAAAUGCAUUUUGCUAAUUCAUGUUGAAUUUGCUGAAUUGUUUUGGUCGGGAGCAAAAAAAAUUCUAAAAUAAUCAAAACACUUUGUUUCAACAUUUUCUGAAUGAGAUGUUUCCAUUUUUUUUAUUCAAAAUUAUUUUGCAUUUUGAAUUUUACCUCAAAAUUAUUUUAAAAUGUUGGGGAAAAAAAACCCAGACCACAUCCUCAAACAAAACGUUUAAUUCAACCUAAAACAAUUUCCCUCCUGACUUUACGGUUCAGCCACCAAACUAAAAAAUCACUUAUUUGCACAGCCCUAUCCUCCACCGUAUCCGGUAUUUAAAGUCUAUGUGCUUGGUGAGGGAAUGGAGGGGUGACAUGGUGGUCUAAGAGAUUGCGGACCUGGGGGGAAAAAAGAAAAAGUUUUAAAAACCAAGCUAGGUUGCUGAGGGGCACACCCAAGCACCGUUUUACCAAAGCUGCUGCUCCCAGAUUAUGAUGGACCGCUGCCCCACACACACUUUUUUCAGACCAAUUUAAGCGCCAACUGCAUCUUGAUUGGACAUCCCUAUCUCUGUUUAAAUAAUGGCAGACACACAAGUGCACCUGUGUAUCUCCAGUUCGAGGCAAGUUCACAGACCCUGAGUCCAUUGCACCCUCAUGUGGUUGCAUCAGGAAAUUGAGGAAUCCCUGGUCUUCCAGGGAGAAGAGUACAUUCAAUCUCAUCUUUUCAGGAGUCACUAGAAUGCCAAGAUUUACCAGCAGCUAGCAGAGCAAAUGCAGGAGAAAGGGGUAUUCCCAGGACAGGGGCCAGUGUGGCACCAAAACCAAGGAGCAGUGGUAGAAUUACAAAAACAAAGAUCUCAGUUAAUGCUCCCAGCACAUGUGCAUGCUAUGAGGAGCUGGAGUGAAGUAACUGCCUAGUUUUAGCCUCUUGCUCUAGCAGCAUCCGUGUGCUGUCACAAAGGUGGUGAUCUUCCAUCUCCUCCAACAUCACCUGCCUAAGCAGUUAACAUAUAUGGAGCACCCUGUUUGUAUUAAUGAUGGUCAGGAUUGCUGUACUCAGCAGUGCUUCAUCCAUGCUGCCUGACAGCAGUUUGAAAACUCGUUUGAAACUGAAACAGUUUGAAAAUGGUGUUGACUAGUGGAAAACCAGCCAAUUAUGGGUUACAGUGGAAGGAAUCAAGGGAGUUUGACCCCAUGUUCCAGUAGAUUCCAGUUGAUAUCCCACAAUCCAAAACAAUAAACAACCUACAGUAUAUUGAGCACUGUACCCUGGGACACCUGCCCAGACAGCUUGUGUGCUUAUUUCAAAAAACACAGUACUGCGUGGGCAUUGUGAUUCACAAAGGAAAUUGCUUAAGCCAUUUUAGACAAAGCAGUGUGAAUGCACUCUUUCAAGUUAACUAUAUUUGUAUAGUUGAGUAAAUAAAAAGAAAAAACAAACCCUGUCAAUCUUUCCUGUGUAGACAACACCUAAAACUGUCCUAAUUUCCAUAUGUGCAUUGUUUAUAUCCGAUUAAGAAAAUUAUAUUUUUAAAACAGACUAUUUAAGUGGUGCACUAGCCUUGCGCUGGCUUCUGCACAGGGUGAAUAUCACCAUUUUCUAUUGAGAAGCUUCUAAUAGUGCUGUAAAUUAUUUUUAUAAACUCAUAUACUUAACUGAAAGAUUUUUUUAUGCUUUAUACCAUAUAAAACAAUGUUUAUUUUUUUCUGGCCAGUUUAUUGCAGCAAAUAGAAUGUUUGCGUGAAGUGCUACUCCUUUUGAUGCACUCCCGAGUGAAGAAACGAUAGCUUAGCAAGACAUACAUUUUUAAGACCAGAAAAGGCCACUUUGAUCAUAAACCUUUGCGUCAUUUAUUUCAGUCUUUUGAUUUUUGAGUAGUAUGUUAGAUAUUUUCAGAAAAAUGUAGGGCUUUUUCCCCAGUGCAUAUCAAACAAAUAAGGACAAGUUUUUAAAAUGUAAGGAAUGGAAAAUUAAGGGCCUACUUUUCACUAACAUUAGGAGCAUUUGUGUUCCUAAUGCUCUAGAUGUCACAUAUUUAAGACUUCAGAAAAUACAGUAAGUAGAGUUUCACACUAGGUAGGCCCUCGAACUCAAACAUUUAAGCACACGGGGAACUACUUAUAUGCGUCAUCUCCCUGAAGACAGACAUUUAAGUAUAUGAAUAAGUUCCAUGUGUACUCAAGCAUUUGCAGAACUGGACUAUAGAUUAUAAAUCCUUCUUUACUAAUUAAUGUGCUAAAUAAUGAUUUUUGGUGUAUAUUUUCAAAGCUGCUGAUUUUUAUAUUUUAAACAAGAUAACUGAACUGUGAAAACAUUAGUACUUUCUCCAGAUUUUUCUCUCCAAUAUUAUUUUUACUGUGGGUCUAUGCAUGGUCAAAGAGGCAUAUAAUUUACGAAGACAUCAUAUAAGGCUACGUUAAAGGCCAAAACAAAGUCCUUUGAAUUCAUAUCAAAUUAAAUGUACAUUUUAUUAUGAAAUCUUUGGAAAUAUACUAGAAAAUGUAAUAAAUUAAACUAUUUAUAUUCCA
Molecule: messenger RNA, 5713 nt
Organism: Trachemys scripta elegans
Lineage: Eukaryota; Metazoa; Chordata; Testudines; Emydidae
Gene: TXNRD1
Product: thioredoxin reductase 1
Exons: 17
Coding region: 162-2114 (650 amino acids)
Biological process (GO): cell redox homeostasis; glutathione metabolic process; cellular response to oxidative stress
Cellular component (GO): cytosol; mitochondrion
Molecular function (GO): flavin adenine dinucleotide binding; thioredoxin-disulfide reductase (NADPH) activity; glutathione-disulfide reductase (NADPH) activity
Source: RefSeq, a predicted model, not a curated record